This is a messenger RNA of Effrenium voratum, 258 nucleotides long. The record is from the annotation of a GenBank genome assembly. NCBI's taxonomy places the organism in Eukaryota, Dinophyceae, Suessiales, Symbiodiniaceae.
AUGGGGGCGCAGGAGUGGAUGACAGACUGCGCCCUAUUGGCGCAGCACGGAAAGCGCACCACGGUGUGCAAGAGUGAUCUCGCGCUCUCCUUGCUGAUGCGCAACGAGGGCUGGGUGGGCGGCAAGCACAAGGAAAUUCACGAGGAGGUCGAGGCGGCGCGCGCUCAGAACAAGAAGCUGCGGAAAAGCCAGCGUGACUGUGCUGAGGUGAAAUUGCCGACGGUCAGGCAGAUUGAGAAGAUGGUCUUCGGAGAUUGA